AUGCUUGCAAAGUCUUUAGGAUCAAUUCCUGAAGCUAGAGAGGAAUACAUUGGAUCCUCGGUCAUUGAGCGAACUAGCCGUCUCCAUACCUUCAACGAUGUUGGCCCUGCCGAUUUGUGCAAUAUCCACAAGCAAAGCGCUACGUCUAAGACAGAACUCGGUACGUUUUUGUACUACACCGGCGUGGACACAUCCAACUCGGCGUCCAUUGCUGCUCACUUGCAAGGUUUGGCCACGUUGAUCACAUCUAAGUCUCAGUACUGGUUUGGCGAGAAAAAGCACUGGAAAGUGCCUGAAUUGACCUACUGCUCUUACAAUGCAUUCUCUAAGGUGGACAUGCGGGUCACCGUACACAUUCCUGGAAAGUUUGAGAGCACAGUUGUGGGCAGUGACGGAAAGUUGAUCCACGAGAAGCUUUCCGAUUCGGAUUUGGACAGAAUGUGGUUCGAAACGUUUGUGUGCUCCAUUGUCCGGUGCUUGCUUGACUCUGACGAGGAUGACGCCAACCGUGUUGGUGGAUUGGUGGAGAUUCGCAGAGAGAACCCUUUCAACAACGGUAAAGUAUCAAAGGAAUUGUUAGCCAACUUUGUUGCAGGAUUCGAGAAAUUGUUCUGGGAGGGGCCUAAAUUGGGCUGUGGAGUAGAAGUUCCACAACCAAGUCUUAUCUCCAACUAUCUUGUGGAUGGCUUCCUCAAGUGUGUUGAAUUGACGCAAAGCUUCGACAUGGCGUUGGACGUGUUGCGCAGGCUAGAACAGAGGGAGCCGGAGGUGGCGACGUUAAUUGCUCGUGUUUUGCUUUUGAAGGAUGAGGAGAUCCAGGCAGUUCAGGUGAUGGCGGAUGGGAUUGCUAAUGAUAAGCGCGAUUCAGAACUAUUGUUGUUACAGACUCAGUUCUUGAUGGAUAAGAAGAGAUAUGACUUGGCGUUAUACUCGGCGAAACAGGCAGUUAAGUCCUCGCCCUCUGACUUCAAGACUUGGUCCGUGUUGGUCAAAGUUUACACGAAGUUGAAUGACUUUGAAAAUGCCUUAUUGACGUUGAACUCGUGUCCCAUGAACUCACACAAGGAGAAGUUUAUGUUAAAGCGGAUAAUCCCCUUGAGAGGAGGUGCCGAAGAUUUGCACUUGCCGUCGCCCGUGGAUGUGACCUUAGAUGAGGUUUCCAACUUGCAGAGCUCCUCUAUAGCCAUCGAGCAAAAGAGUCUUGAUCCACAACUUGCCAACUUGCCAGCAGCCAACUUGAAGUCCACAUUUGCCAAUGCCUAUGACUUGCUUACUGAAAUUGUCAUCAAGACGGGCUGGGAGGCCUUGUUGAAGCACCGUGCGAAGGUUUUCGUUAUGGAGGAAGAAUACCGUAAGGAUAAGGGUAAUCACACUAGAAACAACUCUGUUGUGUCGCAGGAAGCGAUUGACACAAACGGGUCGAUAGCUACAACGGAUAACUCUUCCACACUUGCGGUGAAGUCGCCAAAGAAGGAAGGCAAUGGAAAUGCUGAAGAAAGUAUUGAAGAUGAUUUCAAGAAAAAGAGAUUGUGUGAGAGGUGGUUGGACAACUUGUUCAUGUUGUUAUACGAGGAUUUGAGAGCUUACACCAUGUGGCAGGCCGAGUAUGUACAUUUCCAAGCUCAGCAAAUGGAAUACAAGAAGACCACUUUGGAGUGGGAGAUCUUGGGUCUGAUAGCUUUCAGACUCAAGCACUUCAAAGAGGGCUCCAUAGCGUUUACAAAUGCUUUGAGUGGCAGAUUCUCAGCUAAGGCUCAGAGAGAAGUUUUGAAGUACUACCAGAUGGAACGUACCAAGAUCUUGUCCAAGUCUGCUACUGGGGAAGCAUCUGCUGCUGUCGCACACAACUACGCAAAAGCCGUCAACCAGCUCAACGAAAAGGUGUUGGAAAGCUGUAUCAAGUUGUUAGUGUGGAACCACAGGUGGUACAACGACUUCUCUCCGAAGUUGAUCAAAAUCUUGAGUGACUUGGUCGCCAAAGAAGGGUUGAUUAAGAUCCAGUCGCUUGUUCAGGCUGUGUACUCCAACAACAUUAAUCAUUCGGAAGGUAUGGCCAAUCACGGUAUCACGGACAUGAUGGAGGACUUGUACACUUUCUUCAGGGAGUACAAGCUCAACGGAACUGAAAACUAA
Messenger RNA from Sungouiella intermedia, 2133 nucleotides. The record is from the annotation of a GenBank genome assembly. NCBI's taxonomy places the organism in Eukaryota, Fungi, Ascomycota, Pichiomycetes, Serinales, Metschnikowiaceae.